Notechis scutatus (mainland tiger snake) is the source of this 740-nucleotide messenger RNA. Lineage: Eukaryota; Metazoa; Chordata; Lepidosauria; Squamata; Elapidae. The record is from RefSeq and is a predicted model, not a curated record.
AUUCUGUUAAACUUUAUGCAGCAUCUGUUCAGUACUCAAGGUCUCCUGGACAAUAAACUUAACAGGUGGGAUGUGGGCGUUUCUGGUAUUGGCAUGCUUAAUCCAGCAGACUACAAAUUCAGAAGACUCUUUCAGUAGAAGACAUUUGAAUCCUGAAGGAUUCAUGACAAUCCCUGAAAUCACCCAAUAUUGGGGGUAUCCCAGUGAAGAAUAUCAAGUUCUGACUGAUGAUGGCUAUUAUCUUCAGUUAAUCAGAAUUCCUUAUGGAAAACACUGUCCCCAGCAUAAAGGGCCCAGACCAGCUGUUUUAUUGGUACAUGGUUUUCUGUUGGAAGGGAGAUGUUGGAUUGCAAAUCUUCCUAGCAACAGCCUGGGAUUUUUUCUAGCAGAUGCUGGCUAUGAUGUCUGGAUAAUAAAUCUCAGAGGGACCACAUGGUCUAGGAGACACAAGGAAUUUUCAAUUUACCAGCAAAAGUUCUGGAAUUUCAGUUUUCAUGAAAUGGCAAUUUAUGAUAUACCAGCAACAAUAAAUUUCAUCCUACAUAAAACAAAACAAGACUCCUUAUAUUAUGUUGGCCAUUCCCAAGGAGCAACAAUAGGUUUUGUGGCUUUUGCGAUCCUGCCCUGCCUCACUGAUAGAGUGAAGCUCUUCAUAAGCCUUACACCUGCUUACUCCUUGAAAGGUGUUUCUGGGACGUUUGGUGUACUUGGAAGAAUUCCACAAAGAUUGAGAGAAGUAG